This is a messenger RNA of Cynara cardunculus var. scolymus (artichoke), 1588 nucleotides long. RefSeq names its product transcription factor-like protein DPB. The transcript has 9 exons. Gene Ontology annotation, molecular function: RNA polymerase II transcription regulatory region sequence-specific DNA binding; DNA-binding transcription factor activity, RNA polymerase II-specific. Gene Ontology annotation, biological process: regulation of transcription by RNA polymerase II; regulation of cell cycle. Gene Ontology annotation, cellular component: transcription regulator complex; nucleus. The record is from RefSeq and is a predicted model, not a curated record. Lineage: Eukaryota; Viridiplantae; Streptophyta; Magnoliopsida; Asterales; Asteraceae. Bases 362 to 1393 code for a protein of 343 amino acids.
GGUCCAAAACAAUUACAAACCUGAAACCCUUUGGUUGUUUUUCCCUCCCGACUCCUCCGUUGCCGUUCACCUCCUCGACCUACAAACUCUUCUCUACGCGCAACUCUUCUGAUCACCGUCAUCACACACAAUCAUCACCAUACCAUCCACUUUUCAUCCCUUUUUCCUUUUUCUUCUUUUCAGGAAGAGAGUAAAUUGCAAGCGAAAGAGGGAGUUUCUUUUGCUGAUGUCCUAAAACUGAUUUUGUGUCUCAUCACUAGAUCCCUAAAAAAAUUCGGUCGAAUCGCAUCGUUUUUCGGUCGAAUUUUCAUCUGGGUAUCCAUUCACUUUGCAAAUUGUUGAUGAAUUUUGGUGGGUUUUGAUGGUGACCGCGGGUUCGAAUAAUCAAGACGAUGUUGGGGAGAAAAACCCAUCAUCAGUUGUUUCCAAAGCAGGAGGUGGGGCGACGCGGUCCUGCGGCACCACUGGUUCGGGUCAAUCCGUUUCGACAAGUGGCAGUGUCGGGUCUCUUUCGACCCGGAGUGAAUUGCCCAUGGUGGGUACCCCUGUUAGUGAGAGCACAUUUUUGAGGCUGAAUCAUCUUGAUAUUCAUACUGAUAAUGCUGGAUCUCAAGGGGCUGCUGGUAAUAAAAAGAAGAAAAGAGGACAACGUGCAACCGGAGGGGAUAAAGGUGGUAGAGGACUCCGCCAGUUUAGCAUGAAAGUGUGCGAGAAAGUGGAAAGCAAGGGAAGAACCACUUAUAACGAGGUUGCAGAUGAACUUGUAGCUGAAUUUGCAGAUCCUGGCGAAGGUGGUCAAACUCCCGACCAGCAACAAUACGAUGAAAAGAAUAUUCGUCGAAGGGUAUAUGAUGCGCUAAAUGUUCUCAUGGCUAUGGAUAUUAUAUCUAAAGACAAAAAGGAAAUACAGUGGAAGGGUCUUCCUCGGACUAGCUUGAACGAUAUCGAAGAGAUUAAGAGGGAUCGUCUUGCUAUAAGGAGUAGAAUCGAGAAGAAAGCUGCGUAUUUGAAAGAACUACAGGAUCAAUAUGUAGGCCUUCAAAAUCUGAUACAACGGAAUGAACAGUUGUACAGUUCCGGAAAUGCUCCAAGUGGCGGAGUGGCUUUGCCUUUUAUACUCGUGCAGACUCGACCUCAUGCGACCGUGGAAGUGGAAAUUUCAGAAGAUAUGCAACUGGUUCAUUUCGACUUCAACAGUACCCCAUUUGAGCUACAUGAUGAUAACUAUGUUCUCAAGGCAAUGAACCUCUCAAAACGUGAUGACGUGGCAAACAACGUUUCAGCGGAUGGCGGUGAAGGGUCGAGCAUAUCUUCCAUGUUUCGGCCCCCCUUGCCAUCUGGCAAGCCGUCGGUUCCUGGUAUACUCAAGACUCGUGUGAAACAUGAGCAUUAGAUCAUCUGUGUAUCGUGUUAAGUUAUUCGACGAAUUUGAUGCUUCAUAUACCGGUGAUUAUACUUGUUAUAUCGUAAAUGUUGAGGAUUGAGAUGAUAGUAACUUUAUUUUUUGUGGGAUCAUAAAAACUAGUUGGUUUUUGUUGUAGAAUGAUAUGAUUAAUAAUUAAUGAUGCUAUGAAUGAUACAGGUGAAA